AUGUUUCGACUUGCGCACUCUAUUUUGAAAAAUUUCAAGGGUCCUCUGCGAAAAGCGUCGCUUUUCAAAAGCAUUUCAACUCAGACUUUAGCCAAGUAUAAUUGGGAAGACCCACUUUCUCUUGAAUCGCAACUGACUGAUGAAGAAAUUGCUAUUAGAAAUUCUGCGCGUCAAUAUUGUCAAGAAAAAUUAUUUCCAAGAAUUUUGGAAGCUUAUCGUCAAGAACGGUUUGACCGUGAAAUUGUUACAGAAAUGGGCGAAUUAGGUUUACUUGGUUCUACAAUUCAGGGAUACGGUUGUUCAGGCGUUUCUUCAGUAGCGUAUGGACUUAUUGCUCGUGAAGUGGAAAGAGUAGAUAGCGGUUACCGAUCUACAAUGAGUGUGCAAUCAUCGCUUGUCAUGCACCCUAUAUACGCUUUCGGUAGUGAAAAACAAAAGCAAAAUUAUUUACCUAGAUUAGCGAAGGGUGAAAUUGUUGGUGCUUUUGGGUUAACAGAGCCCGACCAUGGUUCUGAUAUUGGUGGUAUGAAAUCUUAUUCAAUUAAGAAAAAUGGUGUCUAUAUAUUACAUGGAUCGAAAACUUGGAUUACCAAUUCUCCAAUAGCGGAUAUAUUUAUUGUUUGGGCAAAGUCCAAAGAAGAUCAAAAAAUACGAGGGUUUAUUUUGGAAAAGGGUAUGAAAGGGCUAUCGACUCCACCAAUUAAAGGUAAAUUGUCGCUUAGAGCUUCUGCAACUGGAAUGAUCAUGAUGGAUAACGUAGAAGUUCCCGAAGAAAAUUUACUCCCAAAUGUGGAAGGUUUAAAGGGGCCUUUUAGUUGUCUCAACAAUGCACGUUUUGGAAUUGCAUGGGGUGUGCUCGGAGCUUCGGAAUUUUGUUUAGCUCAAGCUCGCGAGUAUGCCCUUAACCGAAAGCAAUUUGAUGUCCCAUUGGCAAGGUUUCAAUUAAUUCAGAAGAAAUUUGCCGAUGCAAAUACAGAGAUUGCUAUCGGUCUUCUGGCAUGUCUUCAAGUAGGACGAUUAAAAGAUUUGGGUAAAUACUCACCUGAAAUGAUUUCACUUGUGAAGCGCAAUUCUUGUGGAAAAGCCUUGGAAAUUGCACGUUCCAUGCGAGAUGUUCUAGGAGGUAAUGGAAUAAGCGAUGAAUAUCAUAUAAUUAGACAUGAACAAAAUUUAUGUACAACCAAUACUUAUGAAGGUACAUAUGAUAUUCAUUCCCUUAUAUUGGGCAGGGCUAUUACUGGCCUUCAAGCAUUCACAGCAUCUUAA
Molecule: messenger RNA, 1266 nt
Organism: Dentiscutata erythropus
Lineage: Eukaryota; Fungi; Glomeromycota; Glomeromycetes; Diversisporales; Gigasporaceae
Source: the annotation of a GenBank genome assembly